Molecule: messenger RNA, 5708 nt
Organism: Sorex fumeus (smoky shrew)
Lineage: Eukaryota; Metazoa; Chordata; Mammalia; Eulipotyphla; Soricidae
Gene: ETS1
Product: ETS proto-oncogene 1, transcription factor
Exons: 10
Coding region: 16-1581 (521 amino acids)
Biological process (GO): regulation of transcription by RNA polymerase II; cell differentiation
Cellular component (GO): nucleus
Molecular function (GO): sequence-specific DNA binding; DNA-binding transcription factor activity, RNA polymerase II-specific
Source: RefSeq, a predicted model, not a curated record
GCUAUUAGGAACAUUAUGGUCCCUGCAUCCUCUUUAGCCACCCAGCAGAGGAUUCCUGCAGGUAGUUGGAAAGAGACCACAGUUCCCGCAGGACCGACGCUCCGGCAGAGCCGUUCCGAAAGCACCAUGAGCUAUUUUGCGGCCCCUGCUGUCAGUGGCCCUGCUCCUUAUCCGGUGGCACGUCCCACAGUGGCGAGGCAGGGACCCACCAGCUCUUACGAAGAUCCACGAAUGGCCUGUGGUUUCCCGCCCAGCUAUCAUCAGCAAAGAGCUUGCUACCCACUCUGGGAAGAGAUGGCCACCCAGGAAGUGCCAACUGGUCUUGAACACUAUGGCUCAGACAUGGAAUGCGCGGAUGUUCCGCUGUUAACGCCAAGCAGCAAAGAGAUGAUGUCUCAAGCGUUGAAAGCCACAUUCAGUGGUUUCUCUAAAGAGCAACAACGGCUGGGAAUUCCCAAAGACCCCCGGCAGUGGACAGAAACCCACGUGCGGGACUGGGUGAUGUGGGCUGUGAAUGAGUUCAGCCUGAAGGGCGUGGAUUUCCAGAAGUUCUGCAUGAACGGCGCGGCGCUCUGUGCCCUGGGCAAAGAGUGCUUUCUGGAACUGGCCCCGGACUUCGUCGGGGACAUCUUAUGGGAACAUCUGGAGAUCCUGCAGAAAGAGGACAUGAAACCCUACCAGGUGAACGGCGUCGGGAGCUACCCCGAGCCCCGCUAUUCCUCGGAUUACUUCAUCAGCUAUGGUAUCGAGCAUGCUCAGUGCGUCCCUCCCUCGGAGUUCUCGGAGUCCAGCUUCAUCACCGAGUCCUACCAGACACUGCACCCCAUCAGCUCUGAGGAGCUCCUGUCCCUCAAGUAUGAGAACGACUACCCCUCCGUCAUUCUCCGGGACCCUCUGCAGACAGACACCCUCCAGACCGACUACUUCGCCAUCAAACAGGAAGUCGUGACCCCUGACAACAUGUGCAUGGGGCGGACCAGCCGGGGUAAGCUCGGGGGCCAGGACUCCUUCGAGAGCAUCGAGAGCUACGAAAGCUGCGACCGGCUCACCCAGUCCUGGAGUAGCCAGUCGUCCUUCAGCAGCCUGCAGCGCGUCCCCUCCUACGACAGCUUCGACUCCGAGGACUACCCGGCCGCCCUGCCCAGCCACAAGCCCAAGGGCACCUUCAAGGAUUACGUGCGGGACCGCGCCGACCUCAACAAGGACAAGCCGGUCAUCCCUGCUGCCGCCCUGGCUGGCUACACAGGUAGCGGCCCCAUCCAGCUGUGGCAGUUCCUUCUGGAGUUACUCACUGACAAGUCCUGCCAGUCCUUCAUCAGCUGGACGGGAGACGGCUGGGAAUUCAAGCUCUCCGACCCGGAUGAGGUGGCUCGGAGAUGGGGGAAAAGGAAAAACAAACCCAAGAUGAAUUACGAGAAGCUGAGCCGUGGCCUACGCUACUAUUACGACAAGAACAUCAUCCACAAGACGGCAGGGAAACGCUACGUGUACCGCUUCGUGUGUGAUCUGCAGAGCCUGCUGGGCUACACCCCCGAGGAACUGCAUGCCAUGCUGGACGUCAAACCCGACACUGACGAGUGACGGCGGCCCGGGCCACGGGCACACUCUGCUGAGACAUUCCCAAGCACAACCACGCUGGUUGGACUCUGAAUUUCCCAUUGUUCUUCUAUUUUUAAUUUUCCAGAACUCGUUUUUUACAUUCGUGGGGUGGGUGGGAAAGCUAGGUGAGCUGCAGCUGUAACCGAUUGUCCGAAGUUGUCAAAGGAGAACCAGGAUGUUUGGGGUGGGGGGGACACGAGAAAUUCUUGAGCAGAUUAUUUUCAGGAGAAGGCGAAGCGUUUUCAGAGAAGCCUACUUAAGAAUCCCGCGAGAGAGACAGAGAAGGGGAGAGAUGAGAGAGAGGAAGAGAGACCAGUGGCCUGAUCUUUUUUAAAAACAAAAAAACCAUUCACAAAAGAAAAAAUAUAUAUCUUGAGUUAUGGACCUGGUGGCAAAAGGAAUUGAUAUGUCAGAAGUCAUUAACCCCAGGGAAAGGCUGUUCAUUUGAUUGAUGCUUUUUAGAUCUGGGGUGAGGGGGAUCCGAUAGAGAGAUGAGGGCGAAACUUUUUUUUUUUGAGGGGGGGAGCACUGAGAACCAAGAACUAUUUCACCUUUUACUCUACUUUCAAAACCAAUAUGGACUUCAGUGGCGGAGGGGUCCAGGCUGUUUUUGUGUUAAGAUUUAUUUUAUUAAAUUUUGUGCCAGUAUUUUUCUUUUUCCUUAAACAUCGUCUUAAGCUCCGAGGUGGUCUCAGUUCGGCGGUUAUCACGCAGGCCUGUCUUUAGUUUGCUGACUGAGGCGUCUGUCACAGCGAAAGGAAACUGUUUAUAUAGACCCCACUGGAAAGCACCGUCCCUGUGAUCUGGGACCCCAAAUUCACGGGACUUAGCUAGGAAGGACAAAAUCAUGCCCAUUUGGGGACCAGGGAACUCUUGUUUGUAUCUGUCACUUUAAGAAAGAGAUUCUCCCUCUCCUUCUCCCUUUUCUCCUUUGUGUCCUGUGGAUCCUUGGGGCUGGGACAAUGAGCUAAGAAGCAUUAAGUCUGGAAACUGAAUCUGAUGUGCAGCCUUGGUUCAGAAUGUUGCGCUGUCAUCCAGGAGAGGAGGUCAGAGGAGGCAGAGUGACUGGACGCUGUCUUGCUCCUCUCCCUGCCACACAGACUUGGGUGGUUGUGACUCCUGGUUGUGACUGGGGAUCUGGAGACCAAGCCGGGUGCGUGGGCAUUACCGCUCAGGUCUUAAGACAGACGUUCCGAAUGUGUGUCCUUGCAGACUCAGACCCGCUUCCUCCUCCCCCCUGACUUUGCUCUGGGACAGCUUUCUCCCACUCUGGUUAUGCAGGUGCGAGGAGGCGGCAGCCUCUCCUGGGUGAGGCAAGGACUUCUGUGUACUGACCUGGUGGGUGUCUGCUAAAGCCAGCUGGCUGUGCUGGGGCUGGGGAGGGCUGGCAUUGAAGGGCACAUGGGCAGCAAACGUGGCCUUGCUGGCCCUGGAGGAAAGGCGCGUCUUUCCUUUGAAGAAUGUAAACUUGUGCAUUGGGUGGGAUGCCUGAGCGGACUGCGGAGAGUUUGGAUGCCUUCGAGGGGUCCCUGUUGUCUUGCCCUGGGGAGAGUGAAGGUUGGUGAGGGCAGAAGGCAGGAAUGAGUGUAAGGCAAAGGAGAAGCAGGGAAGGGAGCGUGAGUGAAGGAGUAAGUUGGUCCAGGAGAUUGGACUGUUCCCGGUCUCCCUCUCCCUGGAGUUGCCAUAAAGUCAGGGUGGUCAGUGCCUCCCUCUUUCUCCUGGCUAUGACCGGGGAUCUGGAGACCAAGAGCUAACGCCAGGACAAGUGCCUAAGGCAGCCAGGGACCGCCCCUAUGGAUGGCAGAAGGGAGCUGCGUGCACAGGGCUGGACUUUUGGCGCUCUUGCGGGGUCACACGGUGGGCUGCCCACCUCUUUCUUGGCACACCUUUUGGAAAGGGGAGCGCUUCCUCAGGACCCAUCUGCCAGACCUCCCUCACCGGGAGCCUCCGCUAUGGACAGACACAUGGAAGCGUCCCCUUGGAAAGCCCAGAGCCCAGCUGUGCGUUGGCUGCUCUUUGGUGCAGGUGCCUUAAUGAAGCUUUAAACAUGUCAGGAGCUGCUCAGGGAGGGGUAGGCAGAGCUGUGGGGACGCCGUGGUUUUCUCUUAGCUCUUGUGAUCUUUGUUGGGCACUGACAACGGAGCCUGUGUGCGUGUGUGUCUGUGUGCAUGCAUGCCCGAGUGCGUGCGUGCGUGCCUGUGUACACGUGUGCCUGAGUGUGUAUGUGCAUGCUUGGGUGUGUGUGCUUGCCUGUGUGCCUACUUGUGUGUGUGUGCCCAUGUGCAUGUGUGCCUGCCUACGUGCAUGCCUGUGUGGGUACGUGCCUGGGUGUGUGCAAGCCUUUUGCCUGUGUGCGUGUCUGUAUGUGUGUGUGGCUGUGUACCUACCUUUGUGUGCAUGCCUGCAUGAAUGCCUGUGACCUAUGUGUGUGCAUGUAUGUGUGUGUUUGUGUGCGUGUGUGUGUGCCUGUGUGCCUACAUGCAUGUCUGCGUGUGUGCCUGCAUGUGUGUGUGCGCCUGCAUGUGUGUGUGCAUGCCUUCAUGCAUGCCUGUGACCUAUGUGUGUGCAUGUAUGCGUGUGUUUGCGCGUGUGUGUGCCUGUGUGCCUACAUGCAUGCCUGCGUGUGUAUGUGCAUGCCUUCAUGCCUGCCUGUGACCUACGUGUGUGCAUGUAUGUGUCUUUAUGUGCAUGUGUGUGUGCCUGCGUGCAUGUGUCCCUAUGUAUAUGCGUGUGUGCAUGCCUUCAUGCAUGCCUGUGGCCUACGUGUAUGCAUGUGUGUGUGCGUGUGUGCAUGUGCGCAUGCGUGUGUAUGUGUGGGAGCAUCCCCAGGUGAGCAGCACCACCGCCGACUUUGGUCCUGAGUUUGCGGGGUCCGCCAGGCCUUUUAGCCUGUCAGUGGUGGGGAGGGCAGAGCCACACCUGAACUCCCUCCCUCAGCUCCUCAACCUCUUGCCACGAUGGACGCUGGAAACUCCCCCGGAGGGGCGAGUCCAUCUCUCCCCUGCCUCCCUCCCAGCAGAAACUCCUCGAGCAAGUGCCUCCGCUGGCCCCGCAGCCCGGAGCUUGCCCAGAUGCCUUUCUCCCUAAGCCCUUGUCUUCUGGACCGUGCGGGGAGGGUCUGAAUGAAGACAGCUUUGUCCGUUUAGCCAGACGUUUCGCUUCUCUCCCCACUCCCCUUCCAUCCGAAGGCCAGAGACCCUCCCAGGAAAAGUGGUGGGGGUGUAUACACUGGAAAUGUAGCCCAACUGUUGCAUUCGUGCUUUUCAAAAACACACCUUAGCUUCACAGGAAGGAUGGGGCGACCGACCGGGUGGAGUUGGGGGAGACCCUGAUUUUCUUGAGCGGCCCACACCCGGGGUGAGAGGCAGAGUUGCUGGGGUUUAAUUUUUCUGCGCGGGGGAGGGACUUCCCAAGAGAGAGCCCCAGAUUUGUGACUAUGGGGUUUGGAGGGAGCCUUCAAAGACAGGACUUGCCUUUUCUCACUUUGGAGACGAACACUCUGGAGUUUUAGAGCAUUAAUCUGACCUUGGUGGAAAAUCACGCCUCUUUUAGCCAUGCUGCGCAUGCUACUUUCUUUGUUGGGGUCUAUAUAAAUGUGUCAAACUCUUCUCUACAUUCCAAAGACGUUUCAAGGAACCCGAGAUAUAUGUAUGCUGAUACAUAUAUAAAAUAUAUAUUAAAAGAAUUAUCUCUAUCAGGAAUACUGCCUCAGUUAUUGAACUUUUUUUUUUUUAAGAAUACUUUUGUUUUUUUUUUUAAAGCUGAGAAGUACAGGGGUGAAAAAGAUGUUAUAUUGUGUUUGACUAUUUUCCAACUUGUAUUUUCACAUAAUUUAUAUUUUUUAAAAAGCGGAAAAUUUAAAAGCAAGAUAAAAAAAAGCAGGUGCUUUUUAAAAAUCAGAACUGAGGUAGCUUAGAGAUGUAGCAACAUUAAGUUGUCUAUGUGUUGUUUUUUUUUUUAAUGCAGAAAAAUUUUCUUAUGGGGGAGUUUUUUGUUUGUUUUAGUAGCUGAUGCUGGCACAUCGUUUUGCUGGAGAGUUUUUUAUAUACUGUAGCCUGAUUUCAUAUUGUAUUUUAAACUGUGUGAGAUUAAAAGCAAAAGAAAUUCAU